AUGGCGGCCACAGCUUCAGUCACACCAAGCGUGAAAGGGUCGUCGCCUGCAGCCGGUGCAUCGCCCAUUGCCAGCGCUGGUAUGGCAGAAGGCGGCUCGUUUCGCUAUCCGCCUAUCCACGCAUUCCCGCCGUUCUUCACACUUCAACACAAUCCAGUUUCGCGCGCUCAGCAACUAUCGCAAUGGAGUACCCUCAUACUCGACUAUUGCCGCCAUCACCGCCUAUUUACGAUCUCCCCUCUUGCCGGGACAUCCGAUCCCGCUUCCGGAAGCGUCGCGGCAGAUCCGCACACGAGCCUGUUCGCCAAUCAAUCGAUACAGCGUUCUCUCUCAGCCGAAUCUAUACGAGUAGUGUUGACACAUCUCGUCGAUCACAAGCAAGCAGCGUGGGAAGAACAGCUCACUGGCGCAGCAACGAAAUCCAAGCGCAGCAACGCGAAUUCGAAAGCAUUCAUCUACUGGAAAACGCCGGUGCAGUGGGCAGAUUCGAUUUACGACUGGGUUAUGCAGACGGGUCAGAACAAGAGUAUCAUGACGCUGUUCGAGCUCAAUCAGGGCGAUCUGGUGCAAGCUCAAGACUUUUACCUGCUUCCCACUCCCAUGCUUCGGCAAGCAUUGAAGCACCUCAGCACGCAGGGCAAAGCACAGAUCUUUGCAGGAACCGAAGCUGACGACGGUGAAGGUGUUAAGUUUGUUUGA
This is a messenger RNA of Mycosarcoma maydis (corn smut), 699 nucleotides long. RefSeq lists its product as uncharacterized. The transcript has a single exon. The coding region runs from base 1 to 699 and encodes 232 amino acids. The record is from RefSeq and is a predicted model, not a curated record. Gene Ontology annotation, cellular component: ESCRT II complex. Gene Ontology annotation, biological process: protein transport to vacuole involved in ubiquitin-dependent protein catabolic process via the multivesicular body sorting pathway. Lineage: Eukaryota; Fungi; Basidiomycota; Ustilaginomycetes; Ustilaginales. Gene Ontology annotation, molecular function: structural molecule activity; protein homodimerization activity.